Hibiscus syriacus is the source of this 1300-nucleotide messenger RNA. Its product is annotated as caffeoylshikimate esterase-like. NCBI's taxonomy places the organism in Eukaryota, Viridiplantae, Streptophyta, Magnoliopsida, Malvales, Malvaceae. The record is from RefSeq and is a predicted model, not a curated record. Gene Ontology annotation, cellular component: membrane. Bases 118 to 1158 code for a protein of 346 amino acids. The transcript is spliced from 9 exons. Gene Ontology annotation, molecular function: lipase activity.
UCAUUCCUCUUUACUCUCUUUCAAAGAUAAAAAUCCACAUGGCUUUGAAAUCUUCAAACUUGUUCCGGAGCCAUCCUUUUGACGGGGUUUUGUUGAAGUGGAGAGAAAAGCAGAGUAAUGGCUAAGCCCCUGAAGCAUCAAGGGGUGGAUGACGAGUUGCAAAAGAUUUUGGAUGCUAACAUGGAUGAAGCACCUGCUAAAAGGAGAGCCAGGGAAGCCUUUAAGCAUAUUCAACUUGGAAUUGAUCAUAUUUUGUUCAAGACACCUCCAAAUGGACUGAAGAUAAAGGAGUCAUAUGAGGUGAAUUCCAGGGGAUUGGAAAUUUUCACAAAACGUUGGCUUCCAGAGAAGUCCCACCCCAAGGCAAUGGUGUUCUUUUGUCAUGGUUAUGGAGACACUUGCACAUUUUUCACUGAAGGAAUUGCCAGGAAAUUGGCAUCAUGUGGAUAUGGAGUUUAUGCAAUGGAUUACCCUGGAUUUGGCCUGUCUGAAGGUCUUCAUUGCUAUAUUCACAGCUUUGAUAGUCUUGUGGAUGAUGUCAUUGAGCAAUACAGCAAAAUUAAAGAAGAUCCUAAUUUUUGGACUCUUCCAUCCUUCCUCUUUGGGGAGUCCAUGGGUGGAGCCGUAGCUCUGAAGAUGCACCUAAAGCAACCUAAUGCCUGGAGUGGUGCCAUUCUUGUUGCUCCUAUGUGCAAAAUAGCUGACGACUUGGUUCCAUCCUGGAUACUGAAGCAAAUUCUGAUCGGUGUGGCUAAUAUUCUUCCGAAACAGAAGUUAGUCCCGCAGAAGGAUUUGGCGGAGGCGGCAUUUAGAGACGUUAAGAAGAGAAAACUGUCACCCUAUAAUGUUAUUGCUUACAAGGACAAACCACGCUUGCGGACUGCUCUGGAGUUGUUGAGAAUCACUGCUGAGAUAGAACAAAAUUUGGAGAAGGUUUCAAUUCCAAUACUGAUCUUGCAUGGAGAGAACGACAUCGUUACGGACCCAUCUGUUAGCAGAGCGUUGUACGAGAAAGCAAGCAGCUCUGACAAGAACAUUAUUAUAUACGAGAAUGCUGGCCAUUCUCUUCAUGAAGGUGAACCAGAUGAUAUGAUUCUUAGAGUGUCUAGUGACAUAGUUUCUUGGCUUGAUAAACAUACCAGUUAUACUGCAUGCUAACCUCUAUUUCAUAUAUAUAUAUAUAUAUACACACAAAAGAGGGUUCAAUAAAUGGACUAAGAUACAAUGCUUACCAUUAAACUGGAAUAAGGGUGCCAUGGAUUUGUUUAAAUUCAAGAUUUCAGAUUGAUAUUUGGACAUU